Molecule: messenger RNA, 1205 nt
Organism: Cynara cardunculus var. scolymus (artichoke)
Lineage: Eukaryota; Viridiplantae; Streptophyta; Magnoliopsida; Asterales; Asteraceae
Product: F-box protein SKIP1-like
Exons: 2
Coding region: 50-994 (314 amino acids)
Biological process (GO): SCF-dependent proteasomal ubiquitin-dependent protein catabolic process
Cellular component (GO): SCF ubiquitin ligase complex
Molecular function (GO): protein binding
Source: RefSeq, a predicted model, not a curated record
GAUUCACAUAAAUGAGGAAAAGCCAUUGAAUUCAACCAACGAACCACCAAUGGUCGAUACCAACCACCAGGGAGAAGAAGAAGCCGACGACUCAGGACUCUACUCCGGCUGGGCCGAGUUGACUCACGAGUGCCUCCUCAACAUCCUUACCCGUCUCACUUUUGAGGAUCGAUGGCGAGGUGCCAUGCUUGUCUGCAAGUCAUGGCUUCAGGCCUCCAUGGAUUCUUCUCUUCACUCCGUCUUCGACCUAGAAUCGACUUUCCAUUCGCGUCCCAGUGAAUCAGUUCGCUGGUGGACUCCCCAAUUCGAGAGGAAAGUCGAUAACAUGCUCCGAUCUGUCGUCAAUUGGAGCGAUGGAGGUCUCACUCAGAUUAGGGUUAGGCACUGCUCUGAUCGAUCGCUUUCUCUCGUUGCUCAAAGGUGCCCUAAUCUUGAAGUAUUGUCGAUCAAGAGCUGCCCAAAUGUUACCGAUGAAUCCAUGGUAAACCUAGCAUCUGGGUGCCCUAAACUUAGGGAACUUGACAUAAGCUAUUGCUAUGAAAUAUCUCAUGAAUCUCUAGUCAUGUUGGGAAGAAAAUGCACCAAAAUCGUAACCCUGAAGCGUAACCUGAUGAAUUGGUUGGAUCCUUCACAACACAUAGGAAUCGUACCCACUGACUACUUAAACGCAUGCCCCCAAGAUGGGGACUCCGAAGUUGCUGCAAUUGGACACUUCAUGCCUCAAUUGCUUCACCUUGAGCUUCGAUUCUCUAAGUUAUCAGCCAAAGGCCUUGCUUUGGUUUCUGAAGGGUGUAAGAACCUCGAGUACUUGGAUUUAUCUGGUUGUGUUAACGUCACUAGCCGUGAUAUUGCAAAUGCUGCAUCGAAUUUGACCAAAUUGAAGAACAUUAAGAAGCCGAACUUCUAUAUUCCCAGGUCAGUCUUCCAUACUGAAAGAUAUGGCCAUUGGAGGUUGUAUGAUGAGCGAUUUCAAACAGAUGCCUUCCGUAUUUGAUUUCACAACGAGAGGUAAUGGAAUGGAUUUGUUGCCCGUAUUCCGAAGAAGUUGCAAAAUGUUCAUCUCUUUGAUUGUCUGCAUAUAGUUUGCAUGCCUUUUUUUCUAAUGAAUUGUGUUGUGAUAUAGCUUGUUGUAUCAAGAACAUCAUCCUCUUGUCUAUGUACUUGGUAUAUCUAAUGGAUUGGUGGAUUUUUACUUUCAUUGUAAA